ACCCGUCGCGUUCCGAUAUGACUUUCUUAAACAAAUAUUUAUCUCCCUUGGAAUGAAUGAUAGAACAGUAUAUGUAGCAGAGCCAACUUCAAACAAAAAGGAAAUACAUGUGCCAUCUUUUGAGCAGAAACAUUCUUGGGAUUGCGGAUUAGCAUGUGUUUGUAUGGUAUUACGACAUUUAGGUAUAGAUGACAGUAAGAUUUACAAGGAAGAUCACACAGAGUUAGGCUGUGGAGAUAGUGUGUGGACAAUUGACUUGGCCUUCCUUCUACAGAAGUAUGGUAUUAAGAACAGAUUAACAACGACCACACUUGGAGUAGAUAAAGGAUAUGGUACAUCUGCAUUUUACAAGGCAAGUUUUACAAAAGAUGAGAACAGAGUGAACACAUUGUUUCAGGAAGCAGAAUCAAAAGGAAUAGUUGUUGAGAAAGGAAGUGUAUCAGUGGAUGAGAUUUUGAAUCAUUUGGAAGUAGAUAACUUAGUCAUUGCAUUGGUUGACUGGUCAUACCUGGAGUGUAUAUGGUGUGACAAACUAGGAAUCAGUUGUUUGACAUGUUUAAAACGCUGUACAAAAUGCUGCGAUAGAUACCAAGGUCAUUACAUUGUUUUGUGUGGUUUUGACAGGAAGAAACAUAGAAUAUUUUACAAGAACCCUUCUUAUAAUAAAGAUAUGUGUUGUAGCAGAAUUUCUGAGUUUAACCUGGCUAGAAAAAGUUACGGAACAGACGAGGACACUUUGUUUAUAUAUAAUGAUACAUGAAAUAUAUUUAUAUUUUAAA
Messenger RNA from Mytilus californianus (California mussel), 779 nucleotides. Its product is annotated as protein GUCD1-like. NCBI's taxonomy places the organism in Eukaryota, Metazoa, Mollusca, Bivalvia, Mytilida, Mytilidae. The record is from RefSeq and is a predicted model, not a curated record. The coding region runs from base 53 to 760 and encodes 235 amino acids. The transcript has 9 exons.